AGUUGUCUGUUCUUUCUGUUUCUAAUUCGCUCUUCCUACUUCUAGAAAUUACUGUUUUAUCUGGAAACUGGCUAUCCGUUGACCUUUUGUAAAUGGAAAGUGUUUCUACAAAAGAGAAAGAUAAUAUGACAUCCCGAAAACGAAAAAGGGAUGAAACUAUAAGCAGUACGAUUCCUAAAACGGAGGAGAUCAGCUCUGAGUCUUGCCUCGGUCAGCCAAACGAUCAAAGUGUUUAUGAAGUCAUAACGAACAAGCCAUCUACGUUGCCAGCAGUCCACUAUGAUCCUGACACGACUGAGCCCAUCAGCUGCAGUCUGAAGUCUCUUGAUGAAUUGUUGUCAUGGAAACGAAAGGAAGCAAGUCUUUUUAAUGUGGCCACUGUGCCUUUGGCUAGCAGGUAUCCUCCACUGCACAGCUGCCCUAGACGGACAUUGGUGUCCCAUGACAUGAUGGGUGGCUACCUGGAGGACAGGUUCAUUCAAGGUGCAGAGGUGGAGACGCCUUAUGCCUUCUAUCACUGGGAGUAUGUUGACAUCUUCAACUACUUCAGUCAUCAGAUGGUAACCAUUCCUCCUGCGGUUUGGACAAAUGCAGCACAUAAGCAUGGCGUGCUCUCUAUUGAGUGGACAGAUGGAGCGAAGACAUGUGAGGCCUUCCUUGCAGAUGAGGAGAGUUACUGCACAGCUGCUGAUAAGUUGGUUCAGAUUUCCCACUGCUACGGCUUUGACGGCUGGCUCAUUAACAUAGAAAAUGUGCUGAGUGAGACUGCAGUGAAGAACACUGGACCCUUUCUGCGCUACCUCACAGACCAGAUGCAUGAGCACGUUCCAGGCAGUGUGGUGAUCUGGUAUGACAGCGUGCUGAAAAACGGCACGCUCGAUUGGCAGAACAAACUCAAUGAUGACAACAGAAUCUUUUUUGAUGCCUGUGAUGGAAUAUUCACUAACUACAACUGGACAGAGCAGAGCCUGGAGUGGAUGAAGUCCUACUCUGCUGCUCAGGGCCGCUUUGCUGACAUCUAUGUUGGUAUUGAUGUGUUUGCAAGAGGGAAGGUGGUUGGAGGGAAAUUUGAGACCAAUAAGGCUCUGAAUAUGAUUAGGAAGUAUGAAUUUUCAACAGCCAUCUUUGCUCCUGGCUGGGUGUACGAAUACCACGAAAAGGCAGAUUUCCGCCAAAACCAGGACAAGUUUUGGAGUUUGCUGUCUGAUUCCCUUUAUAUCCACCGGCCCUCGUCCAGUCUUCCAUUCAUCUCCUCAUUCUGUCAGGGCUUUGGAAAGAGCCUGUACUGGAGGGGACAGGUGGAGAUGAAGAGAAGCUGGUUUAAUCUGCAUGCUCAGGAGAUCCAGCCUCUGUACCUCUCUGAGAACAUGGACAAUGGUGGCUGGCUGAGAACCCGUGGCUGCUCAGAGGACGCUUGGAUAGGAGGCAGCUCUCUGAUGGUGGAGGGCAUGAUUCCAUCUGGACUUUCUGAAGUCUGUGCAAGGAUUUUUUCUCUCCAUGUUCCCUUGGCCACCAGGACGUUUGUUUCUUUUGUCUACAAGCCACCUGUGGGGGUGAAGAUAUCCUUGGAGCUCAAAACGAUAGAUGGUCCUCUGUGCACAUUCGAUGGGAUGGAGGAAAUAGCACUUGGCAGUGUCUUUCCAGAAGCAUUAGCAGAGGAUAACCAGUUGGUUGAGCAGUUUGCACAGAAGUGUGGCCGGUGGUCUUUGGAUGGCUGGACUACCAGAUGUUUCUUGUUGAAAAUGAUUGGCUGCUCACUGCGAGAAGUGUGUAUUCGUGUUUCCCGAGAUGGAGGCGAUGAGGACAUUUCCUUUAAUUGUAGGAUUGGAGAGAUUAUGGUGAGAUACACAUGUACAUUACAGAUACCUUCUCAAAGGUCUUACUCCACCCUGUAUCGUGUGGUGGAGCUGGAGGUGCCUGCUGCUCUGGGUCUCAUAGAGCUGGUGGUGGAGCCUGUGAGCAGAGAGGGAUUCAAAGUGCCUGAGACCCAGUGUGGCCGAUGCACACUCAGUUACAGCGCCAGUUCCUCAGAGAACCCAUCAGUGUGA
This is a messenger RNA of Sinocyclocheilus grahami, 2048 nucleotides long. Its product is annotated as cytosolic endo-beta-N-acetylglucosaminidase-like. Lineage: Eukaryota; Metazoa; Chordata; Actinopteri; Cypriniformes; Cyprinidae. The coding region runs from base 93 to 2048 and encodes 651 amino acids. Gene Ontology annotation, molecular function: mannosyl-glycoprotein endo-beta-N-acetylglucosaminidase activity. The transcript has 15 exons. Gene Ontology annotation, cellular component: cytoplasm. Gene Ontology annotation, biological process: protein deglycosylation. The record is from RefSeq and is a predicted model, not a curated record.